Molecule: messenger RNA, 9783 nt
Organism: Epinephelus fuscoguttatus (brown-marbled grouper)
Lineage: Eukaryota; Metazoa; Chordata; Actinopteri; Perciformes; Serranidae
Product: golgin subfamily B member 1
Exons: 29
Coding region: 148-8112 (2654 amino acids)
Cellular component (GO): Golgi apparatus
Source: RefSeq, a predicted model, not a curated record
UGUUGACAAACGUGACCAAUGCAGAUCUCUGCCCAUUUGCAGUUUCGUCAUCAGACGGAAUAAGAUGUAAUUUAACGGGAUUUUGUCGACGUUGUGAGGCCGCAGCUGGAUUCUACUUGAAGUUGUGAAUCCGGUCUAAACUAAACCAUGCUGAAAUGGCUUUCCGGUGAAGAGGGAGAGCCUGGCCCUGGAGGUCCAGGCUCUCCCCAUGUUGCUGCUGCUGCUGCUGCUGGUGGUGGAGAGGCUGCUGCAGAAGAAAUGGCAGACCGGCUCACCCAAACUGAGCUGCUUGUCACUCAGCUGAAGGAGAUGAUUCGGGAGAAGGAUGCAGCACUUCGUGCCAAAGAUGACCAACUGAAGGUGGAGAAAGAGACAUGUGAGUCCAGAUUGUCAAAGCUGCGUCUGCAGAACAAAGCCAAGGUGACCUCCCUCACCGCACAGCUGGAGGAGCUGAAGAAACAACAGGGAGGUCAGGGCACGCCAACACACAGCAAAAAGGGGCCAUCAGAAGGAGGAGGGGAUCAAGCCAGUCGAGGCAAGAUUGUCUUACUAAAGAAGAAGGUUGAGGAACUAGAGCAGCAGCUUGCACAAAGACAAGAGGAACUGGAAAACAAGAGGAUGGAGGUCGAGUCACAGCGGCAGCGGGGUGAAGAAAUGGACGCCAUGCUGACAGAGAGGGACAGGAAACUGGCAGAAAAAGAGGCAUAUAUUGUUCACCUGCAAACAGCACAAGCAGGAGAUCAGCCCAUCACAUCUGCACCACAACAAAAGGAAGCAGAGGACAGUGGAGCAAUGCAGGAUCUGCAGCUGCUGGUGCAGAGCCUAAACAAGAAGGUGGGAGAAGCAGAUGAGCGCUACAGUUUGCUGCAGGAGCAGACGGACAGCCUCAAAGAGCUGUUGGCCACAGAGAAGGAGCAGUACACUCAAAAGGAGAGCAUGUACAAACAGAAUAUCCAGACAUUCAAAGACAUUAUUAUUCAGAAAGAUAACCAACUGAUGGAGAUCAACCAGAUGCAUGAACAGGAGCUCUUCAAGCUAGCAGCAAAGUCUGAUGCCAGCGCAGACUUAGAGCAGCUUUUGAAGGCUCUAAAACAGAAGCUUCAUGAGAAGGAGGAAGUGCUGCUGGGUAAAGCGCAGGUCAUUGACGUUCUGCAGGGAGAGGUAGAUGGCAGAGACCAACAGAUAAAGGAGCUUACAGAGCGGCUGCGUCGGCUACAAGUAGAACGAGAGAGCCUGGAAUCCAAGAUGGAGGCAGAGAAGCAUGUGAUGCGGGCACAACUUCGUGACCUGAUGGAAAAGCAGCAAGCGGAGGUGAAGCGAAUGGUUGAGCAGCAUCAGGCACAGAUGGCCCAAAUGCAGCAGGAUCUCCUGGGGCAGCUGGAGGAGCUGAGGAAAGCCUCGGUAGCAGAACCACCUCCCAGUCAGGAGGUCUCAGGAAGUGGAAUUAUACCUGCAGAUUCAGCCUACAUCCAACGGAUAGCUGAGCUGGAAGCCCAAGCAAAGCAAAAAACAGACGAGGCCAGCAGAUCAGAGGCCAAAUUCCUGAAAAUGAAAGCCUGGUCGAAAUCUCGGAUUAGACAAUUGGAGGAGGAGCUGAAGAAAAGCCAGGCUGGAGUUGCCCUCCCAGACUUGACUGCCCUGCAGAGUCGUAUCACAGCACUGGAGGAGGAGAGGGAGGAAAAUCUGUGGAAAUUAGAGCAAUUUGAGGAGCUCAAAGCAAAGAAUGAAAUGCUGGAGGCUAAGCUGGUGGUAUAUGAGGAGCAACAGAGGACACUACAGGCAGACCUAGAGCAGUUCACCAAGAGGGCAGCCUCUCAGGCAAGCGAGUCCGGCAGUGCUGAUGACACCCAGAGCCAGGUGCUGGAGUGGCAGGAGAUGGUAGCUGAGGCAGUGAGCGCCAGGGACCGCGCCAAGGAGGAGAAGGCUGCCAUGGCCCUCCGCAUCAGCCACAUGGAGGAGGAAAGAGAGGGACUGAUUGAGGAUGACUGGUUCUUUCCUGGCUGCUCCGAUCCAGCACUGGCCACUCGGCAGCAGGAGUUGGAGGAGGAGCUGGCUCAAGCUCAGGGGCUCGGUCACCACAGGGCCAAGAAGCUGGCAGCUCCAGCCCAGCGAAGUUUGCAGGAGGACUUUGAAUUUGAUGGGCAGACCUCAUUCCAGAACCCACGGAGCGCCUCUGAGAGCACAACCCCGAUGGAGGGAGAGAAUAUGGGAGAUGGAUUGCGGUCUGUUGUAGAGGAGCUGGAGCUGGAGAGGAACCAACUGCAGGAGCAGAUACUGAGCCUAGAGGAGCGAUGUCAGGAUCUGGAGGAUCGACUGCAGCUGCAGGCCCGCAUAGAGGCAUUGCAGAAUGAGUCAGACAAACUACAGAGCCAACUUGCCAGCGUCCGAAGUCAACAGAGCAGAGAUGCAGAGAAGCAUCAGCUGCUUGUUAGCAGUCUCAAUGAACAGCUCAAAGGGUUGAGUAACACACAAGAAUGCCUGGAAAGCUCACUCAUUGAAAAAGAGAAUACAUUGGCCAAGACGUCUGAGAAACUUGAGCUCAUCAGCAGCCUCAGAGAAUCCCUGAGUGAAAAAGAAAUUCAGUACAAAGAGGUGUCUGAUAAGCUCCUUCAGACUGAACACACUCUUGAGAAUGUUUCCAAGAAAUUUAGCGGCUCAGAGAAACAGUGCUCUGAGUUAAAAUCAGAAGUUGUUGACCUCACACAGAAGCUGAAUGUGCUGAAGGACAAGGCACAAAAGCAAGAAGUCACCAUAGAAACUUUACAAACUGAGCUGGAUCAGACAAACGAGGAGCUGGACAAAUUAAAUUCUGCCCACCUGGAAGAACGAGCCCAACUCAUCCAUGACCUUCAAAGCUGCGAGCGGGAAAUUGAUAGACUUAAAGAUGUACUGUUGGAAAAGGAAGAGGAGAUUUCAAACCUAUCUGGUAACAUGGCGGAGUAUGCAGAGCAGGUCACAGUACUGAAGCACGAGAUUAAACUCAAAGAAGAGAACCUGGUUCAUGUAGAAAAUGCACUGAGUAAGGCAGAGCGGGAGGCCAAGAUUAUCAGAGACUCCCAGACUUCAGACCAGCAAGCCCUGGAUAGGAAGAUCACAGAGCUGGUCGAGAAACUCAAGGAUACAGAGAUGGAGUUGGUCAAAACCAAAGAGGAAAGAGAGUCUAAAGGGGCUGAGUUGGAACAUCUGAUAAAGCAGGCUGAAGAGGACAAGAAAACCAUUCAGGACCUGCGGGGGGAGAUUCAGAAACAGAUUAUGAGCCAUCAUAAUCAUCUUUCCGAAUGUGAAACACAUGUCACUUCACUAAAGGAACAGCUGAUGUUAUCCACCCAAAAGCUGCAGGAGUCAGAAGAACUUCUUUUACAGCUCAGGGACAAAAAUACCAGCAAUGAGCAGCUACAGCAACAGCUCAGUGAUAAAGAACAGCUGUAUGAAAAACAACUAAAAUCAUUCAAGGAUGAACAGAACAAACUCUUGGCACAGGUGGAAAAAUACAGUAAUGAAAGGCAGACAUUGUCCAAACAAUUAGAAGAGCAAGUACGGAGUGAGGAGCACAUCAAAAAGGAGAUACAAGAGAAACUGGAAACCAUAGCGUCACUGGAAAACCAACUUAAGGCAACUGAUAAACAGGCCAAAGACGAGAGGCAGAAAUUCAACACUGAAUUGCAAGUCAGGCAUUCAGAAAAUGAGAAAUUAAGCAGUGAACUUCAAAGUAAAUCUGAAAAUAUCUCCAAACUCAAGAAUCUAUUAAAAAGCAUGAAGACAGAGAAAAAACAGCUGCAAGAAAAACACAAAGAGCUGACAGAGGAACUUGAGCUACAGAAGCAGAAUGUUGAUAAACUUAGUAAAAAGGUUACAUCUGCUCUUGAACUCAACCACAGUCUUGAGAAUCAAGUAGAUUGCCUCACAAAAGAGAAAGAGAGACUUGAACUGGAAGCAACUAAAAGCGCAAGAACUAUUGCAGAAGUUACAUUUGAAAAAGAUUCCUUGCAAGCCAAAAUAUCCAUAUUGGAAAAGCAGCAUUCACAAAACAACAACAUCAUUGAAGGGCUCCAAAGAGAUAAAGAGAAUUUGACUCUUCAAACUAAUGAGUUAAAUAAAGUUCUUGAGCGAAGCACUCAUUCAAACUCAGAGAUUUUACUGACAAAAACAAAUGAAUGUAGUAAUCUCAGCCAGUUACUACGAGAGAGGGAUGAGAAGGUGACACAACUGCAGGAACAAGUGCAAAGCUUGACUUCUAAGGUAGACCAGUUCCAGCAUGACAUGGCAGAAAAAGAACAGACUGUCAGUGAUCAUCGAACACAGAUAGAGGCCCAAACAAUACAGCUAACGCAACUUCAGGAGACGCUGUCUCUGCUGCGAGAACAGGAAUGCAGUCUCAAGUCUGGCUUACUGGAGAAGGAUACAAUGUUGAAAGAGAAGCAGGAAGAGUACCACAGUUUGCAGAACGAAGUCACACACCAGAAAAAUAUUGUAUCCAAGCUACAAGCAGAAGCUGAAUCACUUAGUAAAGAACACUCACAACUAUGCCAGCAAAUUGAGGAGAGAGAAGAAAUAUUGAAAAAUAUGACCCAACAGUGUCAGAAACACAAAGAAGAAUUGAAUGAUACAAACCAGACUGUUACGUCUCUCAGUGAGCAAAUCCGUGUCAUGGAAGAAAAUGCCAGAAAGUUUGAGUCUGAAGCAGAGCUGAGGCAAACAGAGCUGGCUAGCUUAAACAGCCACAUCAAGAUAAUCACUGAGGAACAUCAGCAACUCCGUGCUGCUUGUGGAUCCAGAGAAAAGGAGUUUGCUGAACUUAAUGGAAAGCUUAAAGCAACUCAAGAACAGAGCUCAAGUUUUAGCAUGAAGAUUAGCAGUCUAACAGAAAACAAUCAGAGACUGCAAGAGGAGUUAACACAGAACAGCCAAUCAGUUUCUGAACUAACCACUGAGAGGAGUUUACUCCAAGAACACAAUUCUGGCCUUGAAAUUCAAAUCUCAGAGAAUCGGAGAACGAUUGACAGUCUGUUGAAGGAAAAGGAGAAGCUCAUUGUCGCAGAAGAUGAAUUAAAAAAGAUGCUCAAGGAAAGCAAGCAGUCACUUUCUGAAGGUUUGCUUGAGAAAACAAGUGAAUGUACUAAUCUGUUAAAAAUGUUAAGGGAGAGAGAAGAACAGAUUCAAAGUCUGCAGGAGCAGGUUGACGGCUUUGAAAAGCAAGUUAGUCAACUCAACGCGUUGUUGAAUGAGAAAGGACAAACAGUAGAACAGCAGAGUUCACAGUUGGAAGCUCAGCAGAACCAACUCCUGCAACUUCAGGAUACUGUAUCUAUGCUUCAGGAACAAGGAUCCGUCCUCAAGUCAGGGCUAAUGGAGAAAGACACAAUUGUUAAGCAGAGAGCAGAAGAGUGUAGCCUUUACCAAGAAGAAGUUGUGCAACAAAAAGCCCUCGUAUCACAGAUGCAGGGUGAGAUAGAGUCACUCAGAAAAGAGUGCUUGGAGGCAAAACAGCAGAUAGAACAAAAAGAACAGACAUUGAAAGAAGUAACAAACGAGUUUCAAAACCACAAAGAGGAGCUGAAUAAACGGAAUGAGUCAGUGAUCUCACUUAGUACUCAGCUUGGUGCCAUGAGCAAAAAUGCUGCAGAGACGGAGGUUGAAAUUACCAACCUUAAGUCCGCUGUGCAAAAACUCACUGCAGAACAUUGUCAGCUGUCACAGAAGGAGGACCAGAGGAAAGCAGAGAUCACUGAUUUUCAAGGUAACAUUCAUGCACUGAAUGAGCAGAAUACAAGAAUAAAAUCUGAACUUCAAAAAACUGUGACAGAGCUGACCAAAGCACAAGAAGAGGUCACACACCUUCAAACAGCAGUCUCUGAUGGGGAAAACAAACUUAAAACUGCCGUCUCAGAGAAUGAGAGGCUUACUUUGACUGUGCGAGGAAAAGAUGAGUCUCUGAAACAGCAGGAGAAUUUAAUCCAGCAACUCAAUGGCAGGAUUACUGACCAGGAGAUGCAGCUCAAACAGAAAGCAAAUGACAAUGAUAGUUUAAGUGCAAAAAUUUCAGAGCUUGAAGAUUCUGUCUGUAAACUCAGAGGGCAAGUUAACAGUCUUUCUUCUGAGUCAUCCAUGCUGAAAAAUGCUUUAGAGAAAAAGGAACAGACAAGUCUUGAAUUUCAAAGUCAUUCUUCAGCUGCUGUUGAAAGUCUCAAUUCAAAUCUACAAGCCAAAGAGGCUGAGUGUGAGAGCUUAAAAGAACAGACUUCACACCUUGAAGAAUCAGUCAGAAAGCUCAACAGCACCCUCCAAGUGCAGAUAUCUGAGGUGGAAUGUUUGAAAAAGGCUUUGGAAGAAAAAGAGUUAGCUCUUUCAGACCAAUCAAAGUCUCUUCAGGAUAUUCAGAGAAGAGCAGAUGAGGCUUUGCUCUUCAAAAUUCAGUUCAUGGAGAGCACAGAGUUGGUGUCACAGCUACAGAGUCGUAUUCAGGUACUGUCCACUGAGUCUGGAAACCUCAGAAAGUCAGCAGAGGAAACAAAAGGUGCCCUGAACAACCUACAAGAGAAAUAUGCAGCUAACUUAGAGGAGCUACAAGAUGUGAGACAGCAGUUGUCCAAAAGAACUGGUGAAGUGUCCAACCUUCAGAAGUCACUGGAAGACAUCAAUAAUGAACAUCAGGUAGCAAAGACCAUGAUAGAAACACUGAGAAAUGAAUUGUCUGCAUUCCAUCACAAACUUGAGAAGACAGAGGACCUCAACUGCAGUCUUUCAAAGGAAAAGGACGAAGCUUUUGCUUCUCAUCAAGCAAGCGUGUCACUGCUUACUGUUGAAAUAGAAAGACUCAAAUCACAACAUCUUCAAGUUGUGGCACAGAUGGAUGCACUGACAGAAAACCUUGAACAGAGAGAAAUGGCUCUCCACGCAAUUAACAGCCAGUACACAUCCCAGGCCAAACACACAGCCCAGCUGGUUUCAGAAAUGCAGAAACUAGAGCAGCAAAAUAAGAGACUAAAUGAGGAGGUUAGUUUGUCAAAGGAAGAGCACCAGAAGCUUCUUUCUGUGCUCAGUAAUGAAAACACGCAUUUACAAGAGGAAGUUAGAAAACAUCUUGCAGAGAGGGAAGAGCUGGAAAGGAAGCAUCAUCAAAUAUGGGCAUCGCAGGGGGAGCUGCAGGUUCAAAUGGAGCAGCAGUCCAGCAGCAUGAAUGAAAUAAUGGAGAAAAUGAUGUCGGAGAAGGAGAGCCUUCAAGCAAAGGAGGCGAGGCGGAAUAUGGAUGAACUACAGCAAACCGUAAAGACAAUGCAAACUUACAGAAUGCCACCUGAAAAUGAAAUCAGCAGCUACAAGGAAGAAACAACAGAUCUGAGGUCUAACACAGAGAGGACGGACACACUGCCAGUUGCAGAACCAGUUGUGUUGGCAGGUCAGAGUGGAAUGGACAAGGUGGUGAGUAGGUUGGAGGCAGAGAGGAUCCAGCUCCACAGAGAUCUGCAGCGCUGUAUGUAUGAGAUCCAACAACGAGACCACUACUUCCAGCAACUCAACCUGAAGCUCCAGCAGGCAGUAGAGGAGAAAGGUGCUGUUGCAGAUCAGCUGAGGGCUGUUUCCCAAUCCCUGAGGGACACCCAGAGUCGCUGCCACUGGCUGGAAAACCAAGUCCAAGGCCAGACUCAGGGGUUAGUAUGUGCUGAGGUUGCACCUGGAGCCCCACAGGAGAGGAGCAACAACUCCAUGACUGCUGAAACUGCUGAAGCCUCUCAGCUCAGAGAAAGGCUGCUUGAGUUGGAGCAGAGUCUGACAGAUGAGAGAGCGAGAAGAGAGACAGCUGAGGAGGCUCUUCGUCUUGCUGAGGACAGAGCAAAGAGUGUUGGUUCCAGUGUGUCUAGAGAUAGUCAGAGGGACUUCAGUAUCGACAUGGAGACAGAAGAGGAGUGGGACGCCCUCAGUCUCAACCCAAACCAGCCUCUAAUAACACGAAAGGUGAAAGGUGGCAUGGUGGUGUGUCGACGGUGGCUCAGAGGGAGGAGCCUCUACUUUUCCAGGCUGCUGACGAGCCGCGCCCGCUCUAGAUAUUUCUUUCUGGCCUACUUGCUCACAAUACACGUGCUUGUCCUCAUGUGCCUCACUGGUGCCCUGUAGCCAGGUCACGCUGGGAAAUUACACAAAUUGGCUCAAGGUGAAAACUGAAAGCUGAAGUCAAGUUUUUUUUUGUUUGUUUGUUUUUUAGCUAACAGCAUUUUAAUAUCCUCUCUUUAUUGUAAAGCAUUGUGAAACACUAAAAGUGGCACACUUAAAGCAGUUGGAGAGGCUCUCCAUACUCUUGUCAGAUCACACCUGUCCUCUCUCAUGUUGCCAGGAUAAUAUGAUGAUGUUUAGGUUACCUGCCCAAUACAUGAUAGUGCAGUUUGCAGUUAGAUGGAUCUGAACCACAGCAAGGCAGUUGACUACAUUUUAAAAGAUUUCAGAUUAAAUUCUCCACAAAAUAUAAUUUAAUGUAAUCUUCAUUUAUUUGUAGUUAUUUUUUGUAAGACUGAACACAGUGAGUUUCUGUUAAACAACUAUUUUUUUUUCUUUCUCUAAACCAAGCCUUAAAGUACACGUGUGUGUGUGUGUGUUUGUGUGUGCGUGCAUGCGCAGCGCACGUGUUGGGGGUACCUACAGUUUAUUCUUUUUAGAUCCUGAUUAGAAACGAGUUUAAAAAAAUUUAAUCUUUAAUACAAAUCCUUAAACUGAUGGAGUAGAAGAAGAAUGACUUGAAGUUCAAUGUAACCCUCUAAUGUAAAAGCAUAAGAAGGUGCAGAAAGCCAUAUACAUUCUUAACACUAUAGUGUAAACCUUGUUUUAUAAUCUUAUCACCUCUCCACCCUGUUUCCCUUCCUGAGCUGGAAACAAACAUGCAAACAUCCCGUCAGUGACCGCAGUGCAUCCCAAUCACAAAUGUCUGCACCAGCUGCUGUUUUCUUUUGCCUGCCUGGUUUCAUACCUUGCACAUAAUCGUGAUGCUGAGUUAAAACUAUGCACUGAAGCUCCAAAUGUGUAUAUAAUCAUCUUAUAUAAGCUCAGACACACUACACCUCUCCCACCCUGUUCCCUUUAAACUGCAAAGCCAAUGGUGUCUGUAUCCUUACCUUGGUAGUUUGAAUUAAGUGCUCUCAUGCCUGUUAAAGAUAGUGGGAGACAGUGGUUUCCAUAUAUCUUUAAAUUUACUUUGGUAUCAUGGUAUACCAGUGAAAAUGUACUGCAAAAACAAAGCAGAUGAUAAGAAAGUACAUACUGUGUGUAGUAAAGGUUUAUUGUAUUUAUGUUUGCAUUUUCAGAGAGUAUGCUGUACAGUAUCUGUAAUGGACUGUAUGUAUGUAUGUAUAUAUGCAUUUCUAUCCUCCCUGCCUGAUCUUUGAUGACUGCAUUUCUUCUUGAUUGUUUAGUCUGAAAAUGUGAUUGAUAAAAAAGAAGGUGUAAAAACACAAUCUGCAGUCCUGUCUCCAGAUGUUUUCUGGCUUGUUAAGUCAACAGAUUUUGUAGAAAUGCACAGUUGCUGAGGAGUUUGUGGUACAUUGUCCUAAUAAUCUGUACAUAAAGCUGUGAUUGAUGGACAAAACAAUGAACUGAAUCUAUUUAUGAAAAAGGUUAACUACUGAAAAAUGUUCAAAUGGCAUAUUUUCUCUACUGCCUCUAUUUUUAAGAGAUAGCGAUGCUGUUGGCCUUUUGGUGACUUUAGGCUUAACUUGGUGCAAUACUGUGUCAGAGGUGAACUUUGUCAGAUCACCCUAAACCAUCUCGAAAGAAGUUUAAUAAAGCCUAUUGAACUUA